This is a messenger RNA of Monopterus albus (swamp eel), 2427 nucleotides long. It is a transcript of the gene cpxm1a, whose product is annotated as carboxypeptidase X (M14 family), member 1a. The transcript has 13 exons. The record is from RefSeq and is a predicted model, not a curated record. Gene Ontology annotation, molecular function: metallocarboxypeptidase activity; zinc ion binding. Gene Ontology annotation, biological process: proteolysis. NCBI's taxonomy places the organism in Eukaryota, Metazoa, Chordata, Actinopteri, Synbranchiformes, Synbranchidae. Bases 61 to 2427 code for a protein of 788 amino acids.
CAUAAACUAGGUGGGGAUUUUUUCCCCUCCACCACUCUGCAGCAGCAAACAGAGAGCAAGAUGGAAAAGUCAUUGUGCAUGUUGGCUGCAGUGGUUUUUCUGGGAGGCUUUUUAGACAACGCUGGAGCGCUGAUAAAUGAUGUGACCACAGAGAGUAGUUCAUUAUCCAACAACACAACUACAACAACUACAGCCGUGACUGUAAACUGGACUGAGUCUGUCACUGUAGAUGGUCACAGCAGAAACCCACCAACUCCAACGACAGCACAGACAAAGUUAUUCACCCCCACUAUCGGAGGCAAACAACUGGACACCAAAAACAUCAGCCAAGACAGAGACCAAGUAAGCGGCAAUAGAGAAGAAGAAGAAGAAACAGAUGACAAUAAGAAAGAAGAUGAGAAAACUGGACUAGAUUGCCCUCCCCUUGGCCUGGAGUCCCUGAGGGUCGAUGACAGCCAGAUCCAAGCUUCUUCUUACCAGCGGACUGGUCUGGGUCCUCACAGGGGGAGGCUGAAUAUUCAGUCUGGCAUCGAGGAUGGGGACCUGUAUGACGGAGCCUGGUGUGCAGAGUACAAAGACCGGGAACAGUGGCUUGAGGUGGAUGCCAUGCACCUCACCCUAUUCACUGGGGUCAUCCUGCAGGGCCGAAACUCCAUCUGGAGUUGGGACUGGGUUGAAACCUACAAAGUGCAGCUGAGUAAUGACUCUGUGAACUGGGAAACCUGCAUGAAUGGAACAGAAGAAGCAAUAUUUGAAGGAAACCAGAAUACAGAGACACCAGUUCUUGGACUCCUUCCUGUUCCCACUGUCGCCCGUUUCAUCCGUAUCAACCCGCAGACCUGGUACCCUAACGGCACCAUCUGCCUCAGGGCUGAGAUACUUGGCUGUCGUGUUGAUGAUUCAACUGACAGCUACUACUCAGAGCGAGAACCGGGAUCAAAAGACACUCUGGACUUCAAACAUCACAACUACAAAGAAAUGAGAAGGCUCAUGAAGUCUGUGACUGAGGAGUGCCCAGACAUCACACGCAUCUACACCAUCGGGAAGAGCUACAUGGGCCUCAAACUCUACGUCAUGGAGAUCUCAGAUAAUCCCGGCAAACAUGAACUAGGUGAGCCAGAGUUUCGCUACGUGGCAGGGAUGCAUGGGAACGAGGCCCUUGGCCGAGAGCUCACCCUAAACCUCAUGCAGUACUUGUGCAGGGAAUACAAGAAGGGCAAUCAACGAAUUGUCCGGCUGGUCACUGAGACACGAAUCCACCUCCUGCCAUCCAUGAACCCUGAUGGAUAUGAAGUAGCUUAUGAGAAGGGCUCAGAACUGGCCGGCUGGGCUGAGGGACGGUACAGCUUCGAAGGGAUUGACCUGAAUCAUAACUUUCCAGACCUGAACAACAUCAUGUGGGAUGCUCAAGAGAAGGCAGCAGAGCCAUCCAAAGUCUCCAACCACUACAUCCCCAUCCCAGAGUACUACACUAAAGAAGAUGCCAUGGUUGCGCCAGAGACCCGUGCUGUCAUCAGCUGGAUGCAGGACAUUCCCUUUGUGCUCAGUGCGAACCUCCACGGUGGAGAACUGGUGGUUACAUAUCCCUUUGACUGCACCCGAGACUGGGCCCCUCAGGAAAACACCCCCACAGUAGACGACGCGUUCUUCCGCUGGCUGGCCACCGUCUACGCCUCGACCCACCUGGUGAUGGCCAAUCCCGACCGGCGCCUCUGCCACUACGAGGACUUCCAGUUACACAACAACAUCAUCAACGGAGGAGCCUGGCACACCGUCCCAGGCAGUAUGAACGACUUCAGUUACCUGCACACCAACUGCUUUGAGGUGACCGUGGAGCUGUCCUGUGAUAAGUUCCCUCAUGCCAGUGAGCUUCCCAUCGAGUGGGAGAACAACAAGGAGUCUCUGCUGGUUUACAUGGAGCAGGUUCACAGAGGGAUUAAAGGUGUGGUGAGGGACAAGCUGACCAAACAAGGAAUAGCAGAUGCUGUGAUCAAGGUGGAGGACCACAACCAUGACACCCGAUCAGCUGCUGACGGGGACUACUGGCGUCUUCUGAACCCCGGUGAGUACAAAGUGGUGGUUUGGGCCGAGGGUUACUUCCCAGCUAUGCGUCGGUGCAACGUUGGAAUGGAGCCACAUCCCACCAUCUGUGACUUCACCCUCACCAAAACACCCAUUCAGAGGCUGAAGGAGAUCCGAGCCAAAGGAGGGAAGGUCCCGCAGGACCUUCAGCUGCGACUCCAUGCCCUGAGGCUCCGCAAGCUUCGUGCCAGCACCAAGGCCAUCAGGAGAAUCAGCGGCUGCAGCAGGAGCAGCUGCUGCAUACAAGGAGAGCUCGGUCCUCCAGAGCGCGGAGAGCAUGAGAGGACAGGGGUCGACGAGCUGACGAAGUCUGAGUCGGUGUUCUGCCAAGCUGUGCCACCUUAG